Aureobasidium subglaciale EXF-2481 is the source of this 1620-nucleotide messenger RNA. RefSeq lists its product as uncharacterized. Bases 1 to 1620 code for a protein of 539 amino acids. The record is from RefSeq and is a predicted model, not a curated record. Gene Ontology annotation, biological process: rRNA methylation; box C/D sno(s)RNA 3'-end processing. Gene Ontology annotation, molecular function: RNA binding; histone H2AQ104 methyltransferase activity; rRNA methyltransferase activity. Lineage: Eukaryota; Fungi; Ascomycota; Dothideomycetes; Dothideales; Saccotheciaceae. Gene Ontology annotation, cellular component: box C/D methylation guide snoRNP complex; small-subunit processome. The transcript is spliced from 2 exons.
AUGGACGGAAGCACAACACAUACCCUGACGGGCCUCAAGAGAUGGUCAUGUCAGGACCCUACCGUACUCCCGGAUAUGGACAAGAUCAAGGCCAUUCACGUUUACGACUUUGACAAUACUCUGUUCUGCAGUCCUCUACCCAACAAGCAAGUCUGGGCCAGUCCGACUAUCGGCACGCUACAAGCACUCGAGCAAAUCUCGACUGGUGGAUGGUGGCAUGACGCGAACAUCUUAGCCUCGACGGGCAAGGGCCAGGACGACGAGGAAAAGACUGCCUGGUCAGGCUGGUGGAACGAGGGCAUUGUCGAUCUUGUGCGUCUAUCAAUGCAGCAAAAGGACGCUCUUACCGUGCUCCUUACUGGUCGCAAUGAAAGAGGUUUCGCCCAUCUCGUCACCCGCAUGUUCAGAGCGAAGCAACUCGACUUCGACAUGGUGUGUUUGAAGCCCGCCGUCGGUCCAUCCGGCCAGCGCUUCUCUUCGACCAUGCUCUUCAAGCAAGACUUGCUGCGUGAUCUGGUCUGCACAUACUCGGACGCUGACGAGAUUCGCAUCUACGAAGACCGCCCGAAACAUACCAAGGCAUUCCGUGACUUCUUCGCUACCUUCAAUCGCUCCGUAACCUCUCGCUCACCCAUCCAAGCCGACGUCGUUCAAGUCACCGAAGAAUCCACAACCCUCGAUCCUAUUGUCGAGGUGUCAGAAGUCCAGCGCAUGAUCAACACACACAAUCAAGCCGUACUCGACGGCGAGACACCCGGCCUGGUACCCUUGACCAUCAAACGCAACGUCUUCUACACAGGCUACCUCAUCUCACCCCAAGACACCGAGCGAUUUGCAGCACUAGCUAAGAACACUUCUGAUCGCGACUGGCGCACGCUUGCCAACAACAUCCUCAUCACCCCUCGUCCCGCACCCCAGAGCAUCCUUAACAAGGUUGGUGGUCUCGGCCACCGCUUGACUUGGAGAGUAACAGGCAUCUCCCACUUCGAGAACAAGCUAUGGGCCGCCCGUGUCGAGCCCGCCGACCCUAGAGCACGCUUUUACUCCGAGAACCCUACUCCCACCGUCGUAAUCUCACUCCGCAACAAUGCUCGCCCGGUAGACGCAAAAUACAUCUCAAACUGGACACCCACAACGCCCGAACAAUCCUUCGAAUUCGACACGGUCGUUGGUGAAAAAGUCCUGUUAAGAAUCGAAAGAGAAACAGCAGAUCAAGACGACAACAACAACUCCUAUGCAAACAGCAAACCCCGUCCUCAACAACGCAGACAUCGCGAAGAAGAUUUCCCAGCUCUGGGCUCUUCAGCGCCUCAAGCACCAAAAGAUCAACAAGCCACACCCUCACAACUCGAUCCCACAGCCGUGCAAUUUGGUCCCAAUGUCCCCACAGGUCCUGGUCAAACCUACGGCAAUAACAACCGCGGCAACUACAGCGGCCACAAUGCCCGUGGCGGCGGCGUCUCGAAACCAGGAAACAACAGAGGAGGAAGAGGAGGACGAGGCGGCCGUGGUAACAACAGAGGAGGUAGAGGCGGCAGAGGAGGCAGGGGCCGAGGAAACAACUACAGAAGUCUAGACGACCGACAAGAGAAUUACGGUGGUGGUGGUAUGCAGUAUUAG